Fusarium subglutinans is the source of this 3390-nucleotide messenger RNA. RefSeq lists its product as uncharacterized. The coding region runs from base 1 to 3390 and encodes 1129 amino acids. The transcript has 7 exons. Gene Ontology annotation, biological process: carbohydrate metabolic process. NCBI's taxonomy places the organism in Eukaryota, Fungi, Ascomycota, Sordariomycetes, Hypocreales, Nectriaceae. The record is from RefSeq and is a predicted model, not a curated record.
AUGGCUCUGUCAAUCGCUCGGGUCUCUUUUGAGCACUACAGCUCACCCUUGGGCAUCGCAGAGACAGCACCGAGAAUCUCAUGGAGAUUCGAUGGCGACGCUCCUGACUGGGAACAAAGUUCUUACGACAUCCAAGUCACUCGUAGCGUCAAUGGCAAGCCAAAAUCUUUCUCCUCCAAGUCCUCCGACUCUGUCUACCAGCCGUGGCCUGAUUCUCCACUCGAAGAAGCCCAACCUGUCUCCGUCAGGGUCCGUGCUCACGGCGGUUCAAAGCAGCCUUCGACGCCCUGGUCUGAUUGGGUCUCUGUCGAGACAGCACUCUUCAAGAAGAGCUGGGACAACGUGAAGCCCAUCGCUUCGACGAUCAAGGUCAAUGUCACCGCGCCCAAACGACCUGUCUACUUCCGCAAAGAGUUCAAGCUUCCCGAUGAUAUUGCCUCGGCUAGACUUUACAUCACUGCUCUUGGUAUUUACGAAGCGGAGAUCAAUGGGAAGCGGGUCGGUGACAGUGUGUUGGCCCCGGGUUGGCAGUCCUUCCACCACCGUCAUGUCUACGAUACAUAUGAUGUGACCAAGCUUCUCACCCCAGGCUCUAAUGUGAUAGGCGCUCUUGUCGGUGAAGGUUGGUAUGCUGGACGACUGGGAUUCGACGGCGGUCAAAGAAAUAUCUACGGCAACUCUACUGGUCUUCUGGCCCAGCUCCACGUGAAAUCCAAGACUGGAAAGACAGUCAAAAUCGUCACCGACACCACUUGGAAGUCAAGCUUUGGCCCUGCUACUGCCGGUGAGAUCUACGAUGGAGACAAAUACAACGCAACUCUCGAAGCCGAUAUCAAGGGAUGGUCCAAGCCUGGGUUCAAGAGUUCUUCUUGGAGCGACACUCGUCUUCUGCCUUCUCUAGAUGGCGAGCUUGUUCCUGCCGAGCAGCCGCCUGUCAGACGCGUUGAAGAAGUGAAGCCACAGCGCUUCUUUAAGUCCGCUUCUGGAAAACAGCUUGUUGACUUUGGACAGAACCUCGUUGGUUGGCUGCGGCUCAAGGUUGAUGGUCCCAAGAACACGACUAUCCGACUACGUCACGCCGAGGUUCUGGAGAAUGGCGAGUUGGCUCUUCGACCUCUCCGACAAGCCAAGGCUGAGGACUAUCUUACGCUCAGCGGUAAAGGUCCUAUCCAGUGGGAGCCCAAGUUCACAUUUCAUGGCUUUCGCUACGCUGAGCUUUACGGCUGGCCUAAGGAAACACCCCUGGAUGCGAACAGCGUCAGGGCUAUUGUUGUUCAUACAGAUCUGGAAGAGACUGGUUACUUCAACUGCUCCAACCAUCUUCUCAACAAAUUCCACUCCAACGUUCGGUGGUCCAUGAAGGGUAACUUUCUGAGUAUCCCAACCGACUGCCCUCAGCGAAACGAGCGACUUGGCUGGACGGGUGAUGCACACGUUUUCGGCCCUACGUCCAACUACCUCUACGACACAUCAGCCUUCUGGAAGGGCUGGCACAAGGACAUCUGGUCCGAAAUGUCCCAGAACGAGAUGGUUCCGCCAGUGUAUGUUCCCUCAAUCCCUUUGUUUCUAGACAAACCUCCCAUGCCGGCAUCAGUAUGGGGAGACGUGGUGGUUGGUAACCCAUGGCACAUCUAUCAAUCCUUCGGUGAUCAGGCAUUGCUUCAGGAACAUCUCCCUCAGGCCCAGAACUGGAUCGAUACUGGCAUCUCCCGAAACGAUGUUGGCCUUUGGAACCGCAGUAAACUUCAGUUUGGUGACUGGCUCGACCCUCUUGCACCCCCGGACCAACCUGGCGCUGCGACGACAGACGCUAGCCUAGUCUCAGAUGCCUACUUGGUCAAGAUGACCCAGACUCUAUCCCAGAUUAUCGGGGCUCUUGGAAACUCCAAGCUCGCCAAGAAGUACGAAACUCAACACUCUGAUCUCAAGCGCCAGUUCCAGAGUGCCUGGGCCCCCGGCGGCAAGUUAGCCAACCGAACUCAGACCGCGUACGCUCUGUCUCUGGCAUUCGACCUUCUUAAAGAUGAAAAGCAGAAGAACACAGCGGCCGACACCCUGCGAGACAUCAUCAAGAACAACGACUACCUUGUUGGUACAGGCUUUGCCGGAACAUCUCAACUUGGUUUUGCACUCUCAGGCAUCAACUCAACAGACGUCUUCUACCGGAUGCUCCUCCAGGAGAAGGUUCCGUCUUGGCUAUACCAAGUGGUCAUGGGCGGCACAACUACUUGGGAGCGAUGGGAUAGCAUGCUUCCCAAUGGCACUAUCAACCCCGGCGAGAUGACCAGCUUCAACCAUUAUUCUUUUGGGUCCGUUGCCAAUUGGAUGCACCAGUUCAUUGGAGGUAUCGCGCCUUUGGAGCCUGGGUACAAGACUAUUGCUAUUGCGCCUAUUCCUGGCGGUAACCUUUCUUAUGCAAGUGCAACAUGUUCCAAAUCGCAACCUCCACUGCGGAUGAAAGGCUCCCUUCUUUUUCGCAAUGACCCCGCUGCCCCAAGGAUCCUUGUCAAUGGCUACCAUUGGAGUCGUACACCGUGCCUUCAACGCCGCUUCGGCCUCAUCACUGUCAUACUUCACGCAACUGACACCGAUAUCACAUUGCAUCCCAUCUCAAAGAAUGACAUGCUCUCCCCUGCACGGCGUCCGAACAUUGAAGUCUUUGACAUUGGUGAUUUCACAAACAGCAUCAUCUUCUACAUGUUGUUUGUUGCUCAGCAGCCUAGGUCCACGCUAGGCCUUAUCUCUGGUGGCAGCAUGUCUGAUACCGCCGGAUGGAGAUGGUCACAGAACAUCGGCUUUCCCAACAUCCUCAUAGCCGCGUUCAUUUAUGCCGUCGGGGCCACUGCCGGUAUUGUUUCCUUCAACACCAUCUCCGAGAUCCUGACGGAACCACCUUACAAAUUUAGUACCACCAAUACUGGUCUUGUAUUCUUCGCCGUUUUGGUCGGAGACACCCCCGGUUGGGGUAUCGGUGUACUAAGCGAUCAAGUUGUUAUUGCUUUGGCGCGACGCAAUGAUGGGAUCAAAGAACCUGAAAUGCGACUCUAUAUGCUUGUUACUUGCUUUGUCUUCGCGGCGGCGGGGUACAUGCUCUAUGGCUGGGGUACUCAGACGGAAGCUCAUUGGAUUACCAUCGCGAUCGGUAUCGGCGCCAUGAUCUCACAUCAAGCUGAAGCUUGCAAGAUUGCCACUGCAUAUGCCAUGGACUGUUUCCCAGGACCGUUUAUUGAAGCUGCCGGCUACGGCUGGACCAUGACGUGCUUUGGUAUUAUGGUCUUGCUGUCUGUACUGGCAGCUAUCUUCCUUGUCCUGUUAGGAAAGAGGUGGAGAAUCGCAAAGGGAGCUAGAUAUUACAAGUUUUUGGAUGAGGUUGGAGUGUACACCGACUAG